AUGCUAAUCAAAUGUGAUGAUAAGCACUACCAAAUUAAAUGUUAUGAUGGGUCUCAGUUCAAUGUGGAUUUGGAGAAGAGGACUUGUACCUGCAGGGUAUGGGAUUUGGGAGGAAUUCCAUGUAAACAUGUCUGUAGUGCUAUUCUAGCACAAAAAUUGCUUCAUGUUGAUUUUGUGCAUGAGUGUUACUCCACUAAGUGUUAUAGAAAGAGGGUCAAUCUUAGGCACAAAUGGGCCCUUGCUAGAGACAGACCCUUUUUAUCCCCCCAUUACCACCCAACUUUGGGAGGAGGGCUGGCAGACCUUCAACUAGAAGAAGGAAAGAUAGACACUGAGGAGAAGAAGAAGCAAAUGAAAGGGAAACAACCCAUGAAGAUGAAGAGACAAAAACCAACUGUCACAUGCAAGAAAUAUGGUGUGCCUGGGCAUAAUUCAAGAUCCUGUGACAAGAGAAAGGAGCAAGAGUUGGAAGCCCAAAGUCAACUAACACAAGAACAAAACAAAAGCCCAUUGCAAAGAGCUUUUGAAACAAUUCUUGAAACAAAGAGGAAGAAUGGUGAAAGUGUUGAAAAGGCUAAAAAGAGAUCUGCAUAUGGUCUUAAACCUAAUACUAAUCCCACACUUCUGCCACCAGUGAUAGCUAAUGAAGAUGAAGGUGAAGCUGUUGAUUUGGGGUCUCUAGGACAAGAAUAUGAAGAGUAUCAAAUUCCAAAGAGUGCAAACAGAGCUGGGCCUUCACCUCACCAGCAAUUACAAAUGUCUCAGGGAAAAAGUCAAGGA
This is a messenger RNA of Striga asiatica, 780 nucleotides long. The record is from the annotation of a GenBank genome assembly. NCBI's taxonomy places the organism in Eukaryota, Viridiplantae, Streptophyta, Magnoliopsida, Lamiales, Orobanchaceae.